AGAUGGGAAGCCAUGCAGUUCGCGAAGGGAACUUCUGUUAUUCAAACACUGGUUGCGUGACCCACAUUUAACCUGUCCUAUUAUUAAGCAAUCCCGUGAUCAAGAAAAAGGAAGACAUAUUGCUGAAUAUGUGAAUUAAGCUUCAUAAGUGAAUAUUGAAGAACGAGUUGAUAUUUUGUGUUGCAGAUCAAGACAGGUAACAAGACUGUUCCACAGGACUUUGUCAGUCUUCUGUUAAGAGAUGGUGGCCCAUAAUGAGUUUUGAGCUGGGCACAUUGGACCUGGCAGAGAUGGACAACAGGAUGAAUAGUUCUGACAUGAAGACCCUGUCAACCCUGGACCACCCUUACCUCUCCUCCCUAGAGCACAGCCUCAACAGUCCCCACCACCACAGCCCGGACAUAAACCACUCAUUCAACUACAGCCCACACAGAAACCACUCAUUCAACCACAGCCCAGACAUAAACCACUCAUUCAACCACAGCCCAGACAUAAACCACUCAUUCAACCACAGCCCAGACAUAAACCACUCAUUCAACCACAGCCCAGACAUAAACCACACAUUCAACCACAGCCCAGACAUAAAUCACUCAUUCAACCACAGCCCAGACAUAAAUCACUCAUUCAACCACAGCCCAGACAUAAACCACUCAUUCAACCACAGCCCAGACAUAAACCACUCAUUCAACCACAGCCCAGACAUAAACCACUCAUUCAACCACAGCCCAGACAUAAAUCACUCAUUCAACCACAGCCCAGACAUAAAUCACUCAUUCAACCACAGCCCACACAUAAAUCACUCAUUCAACCACAGCCCAGACAUAAAUCACUCAUUCAACCACAGCCCAGACAUAAAUCACUCAUUCAACCACACCCCAGACAUAAAUCACUCAUUCAACCACAGCCCAGACAUAAAUCACUCAUUCAACCACAGCCCAGACAUAAAUCACUCAUUCAACCACAGCCCAGACAUAAAUCACUCAUUCAACCACAGCCCAGACAGAAACCACUCAUUCAACUACCCAUACAACUACACAUACAGCGAGUACCAAUGUUCGUUAAAAGAGGAGUCCAUGUCCUCUCUUUGGUCUAGCAACUGUAGCGUUGUCAGACUGUCCAGACCCACUCUUCACUCCAAGUCCCCCACUUACACAGACCCCAGCACUCUGCUCUACAUUGACUGCAGAGUGUGUGGGGACACGGCCUCAGGUUUCCACUAUGGAGUCCAUGCCUGUGAGGGCUGCAAGGGAUUCUUCCGCAGAACCAUGCGGUUAAAACUGGUGUAUGACCACUGUAAUCUGCAUUGUCGGAUUCACAAAAAGAGCCGGAAUAAGUGCCAGGACUGUCGCUUUCAGAAAUGUCUGCUUGUGGGCAUGUCACACGAUGCCAUCCGCUUCGGCCGGAUGCCCCAGGAGGAGAGAGAGAAGCUGCUGGCUGAGUUUAUGGAUGUGUCCCCCAGGAGCCCAGAGUCAGCGGACUUGAGAGCCUUGUCCAGACAGCUGUGUCUGUCCUAUCACAGACACUUUCCCCUGACCAAGAGCAGGGCCAGAGCCAUCCUGUCUGGGAAGACCCACGGAAACUCACCGUUUGUCAUCCAUGACAUGAAGUCCCUGACAGCGGGUCAGGACUUUAUAAACAGUAGACAGUUCCCUUUCCUGGAGCACCAGAGGUCUGUCCUGCCCCCUCAAGAGCCUGCUGGGGAGCUGGAACUCUCCUUUUUCUGGCAGGUUCAGUUCCGCACCGUCGAGGCUGUACUAGAAAUCAUAGAGUUUGCCAAGAGCAUCCCUGGGUUCACAGAGCUGGACAUGAAUGACCAGGUGACCCUGCUGAAGUACGGGGUCAUCGAGGUCAUGUUGAUCAUGCUGGCGCCGCUGAUGAACAAGGACGGCACACUGUUCGCCUACGGACAGAUCUUCAUGACCCGGGAGUUCCUCAAGAGUCUGAGGAAGCCAUUCUGUGAGAUGAUGGAGCCAAAGUUUCAGUUUGCGGUAAAAUUCAACGUGCUGGAGCUGGACGAUAGUGAUACGGCGCUCUUCCUCGCUGUCAUCAUCCUCAGUGGAGACCGUCCAGGCCUGGUGAAUGUGAAGCCCAUCGAGGACCUCCAGGAGGUAAUACUGCAGGCCUUGGAGCUGCAGUUGAAGACCAUCCACCCAGACUGCCCCCAGCUGUUUGCCAGGCUGCUGCAGAAGAUGACCGAUCUGCGACCGCUGGUGGCUGACCACGUCCGCCUCAUCCACCUGCUCAAGAAGCAGGAGCUAGAGAUGUGUCUGCACCCCCUACUACAGGAAAUCAUGAGGGACCUGUAAUAGAGUAGUGGGAGACUCAGUUUAACAGCUAUGAAGAAAAGAAGACUAUACACUGUACAUCAGUGGAGGCUGCUGAGGGGAGGACUGCUCAUAAUAAUGGCGCAAAUGGAAUCAAACACAUGGAAACUGCAUUUAACCCAACCCUCUAAAUCAGAAAGGUGCGGAGGGCUGCAUUAAUCAACAUCCACGUCAUCUGUGCCGAUGGAAAAGUGGGUUAACUGCCUUGCUCAGGGGCAGAGCGACAGAUUUUACCUUGUCAGCUCUGGGAUUCAAUCCAGCAACCUUUUGGUUACUGGCCCAAUGCUCUUACCCGCCAGGCUACCUGCUGCCCAUAUUGGUGGUACCACCAACAUCCUGUGCUAUACAGUACAGUUUUAUCCAACUAGUGUGUUUAUUAUAACAAUAUGCAGAACCUUAUAGGUCUUUAUCUAGCCAGAUCUGUUGGCGCUUUGGUCAACUCUUCUGUGUCAUGUAUAUCAUAGCAGCAAUAGUCACUGAGACCAGGCUAGUUUUCAUCAGGCUCUCAGUUAAAGCAAAUGUCUGGCUUCACAGGUGACCUCCAUGACAAGUGAGAGUCUGUUUUCUUGGGACUUGUUGUUUAAUAGAAGGAUCUGUGAACUCUAUUUAAACAAUAAGGCACGAGGAGGUGUGGUUUAUGGCCAAUAUACCACGGCUAAAGGCUGUUCUUAUGCAUGACGCAGCGCAGAUUGCCUGGAUACAGCCAUUAGCAGUGGUAUAUUGGCCACAUACCACAAACCCCCGAGGUCCCUUAUUGCUAUUAUAAACUGGUUACCAACAUAAUUUGAACAGUAAAAAUAAAUGUUUUGUCAUACCAGUGGUAUACGGUCUGAUAUAUCACGGCUUUCAGCCAAUCAGCAUUCAGGGCCCAACCACCCAGUUUAUAAUACACUAUGAAUGAUUCAUUACUGAGCUUCCUACCGUCUUGCUGUAACUGCAGCUAUUCUGUCUCCUACCAUGCUUUUUAAUUAAAGGGAUGAAAGGAGAAUUGCUUUUAAUUACAUGACAUUUAUUGGGGCAUCCUACAAUAAAAUAAGCCGAUACCUACAGGUGUUAUAUACUGUGAAACACAAUGUGUGUUAUCGUAAUACAUUGUUCAUGAUGUAAUUUUUUAUGUAUGUUUCCAUGUCUUUGAAGCAUUUUUGAGAGGUUAGAUGACUGUGAAAACGUCUAUUAGUUUCCAUUUCCUUAACUUCACCCCCUCUAAACAUUUCAGUGUAUAAUGUAACAUGUACUACCAUGGAAAUAUGCUAUCCUGUGUUAUGUAUAAAUCACCUGUAUAAACAAUACUAAUAUCCUUCCUAAUAAAUACUUAAAGUACAUUUUAA
Salvelinus fontinalis (brook trout) is the source of this 3652-nucleotide messenger RNA. RefSeq names its product peroxisome proliferator-activated receptor gamma-like. NCBI's taxonomy places the organism in Eukaryota, Metazoa, Chordata, Actinopteri, Salmoniformes, Salmonidae. Gene Ontology annotation, molecular function: nuclear receptor activity; zinc ion binding; RNA polymerase II cis-regulatory region sequence-specific DNA binding. Gene Ontology annotation, cellular component: nucleus. The record is from RefSeq and is a predicted model, not a curated record. The transcript has 8 exons. Bases 255 to 2306 code for a protein of 683 amino acids. Gene Ontology annotation, biological process: regulation of lipid metabolic process; hormone-mediated signaling pathway; positive regulation of transcription by RNA polymerase II.